This is a messenger RNA of Phytophthora nicotianae INRA-310, 1209 nucleotides long. RefSeq lists its product as hypothetical. The record is from RefSeq and is a predicted model, not a curated record. The coding region runs from base 1 to 1209 and encodes 402 amino acids. The transcript is spliced from 2 exons. NCBI's taxonomy places the organism in Eukaryota, Oomycota, Peronosporomycetes, Peronosporales, Peronosporaceae.
AUGAAUGAACAAACUUUGCGUGGACGAGCCCGCCGUGGACCCAACAGACUGCCUCAUCGUACUGUCUACGUGACACCCAAGGACCUGGCCGUCUCAUUGCAAGCUGCAAUCAAUGACUUCAGGGCUUCUAAAAAGGACGAGUGUAAAGAUAUACAGAAGGCGCCGGAGGUGGUUGAUCUUACAUCGACACUCAGCUCGUCGGAUGGCAAGACCUUAGCCGUCUGGGUUACACCACAUCUGGAACCAUUUUCAAGUGAAUGCGUACACACGAUGACGACGUUCUACGAAAUCACAAGAAGUUGCGAUUGGUGGGAAAGAGACCUAAAUUGGAUUACCCAGGAUUGGAUGAAGGUCACUGGGAGGCCCAUUGAGUUUUUCGCUGCUCGGACUGACUCAGACGGCAAGGCAGCACCUGAGGCAAAGCAAAGACUAACGCACCUAUCCUCUGAGGUCAGUGCAAUGUUUUCGUCGACGUGUUGCCACACAAAAUUCUACCACAAAGACCCUACGAAGGGAAUCUUCUUCCAGGAAGUGGUAGGAUAUGUGGCAGACCGUGCGUGGCUAAACGAUGCUGUGCUAAACUACGCUCUGGAUAUCAUAACCACCAGCCACGUGGGUGUGCACGUACUUUCGUCGUUUGUGGCCGACCAACGGACGUUCCUGUCUCCCCCGCGAGCCAAGCUUUUUUCAAUGAGAUUUGUCAUACUCCUCAUUAACAUCGUGAGUUCUCACUGGACGCUGAUUGUGGUAGCUGUACAUCGACACGGCACGAUCACAGUGCACAUGUACGAUCCGCUUUGUACCACAGGGUACAGAAAACGAAUGGAGAAAAUAUGGACGGCUAAACUACUACCAUAUCUUCGUGCAUGGCACUCGCAGUGGGAAAGCCAGGUGGCGCGGAAAGAGGAGCACCCCUUCCUAGCAGACGUGGACAUUGAAUGGUUAAUGUCGCCCAUGCAACCCGAUGGAUAUAGCCGCCGUGUAAUGGGCGCAGCGAUGGCAUACUCGUUUAUCUACGGUGGUUGUGGAUUCACGGUCGAUGCUAUAACGCGAGACGUUGUGAAAGUAAUGCGGCUAAGGUUCCUGUGGGUAAUAUUAUGCGGAUCACACGUCGAACCUAUUGAAGAAUCACUUCAAACUGAAGCUAAACGGAUCGGCAAGCAGAUUACCGCCGCUUUUGGAAAAGGAAGUAAGAAGAUUUGGAACUAG